AUGAAGCCUCUUAAAGAAUGUAAUCAUGCCUUUCCUUGUUUCGAUGAGCCAGCUUUGAAGGCGACCUUCUCCGUAUCUUUAGGUCAUCACAAAAACUAUACAAGCCUGAGUAAUACUGAGAAAUAUAGAACUACACCAAAAAUGUCAACCUAUUUGUUGGCUUAUUCGCUCAAUCAGUUUUCACACAUAUUUAGUCAAACGCAAGGCCCGAGCUCAAUUAAGUUUCGUACUUGGGUCCGUUCAGAUGCCCUUCAAAAUGCGACCUAUGCCGCUGAUGUUGCACCUAAAAUACUUCAUUACUUUGAGGAGCUGUUUAAAAUACCAUUUCCCAUACCAAAAGUAGAUCAGUUGGGUAUGUCAGAAUUUAAAUAUGCUGGUAUGGAAAACUGGGGCUUAAUUGAGUAUAGAGAGUCGGCUAUCCUACACAAUCCAGAUGAAAAUAAUAUUGGGAAAAAGCAGCACGUUGCUGAUCUUAUAGCACAUGAAUUGGCCCAUAUGUGGUGGGGGAACCUCGUGACAAUGUCCUGGUGGGGUGAUGCGUGGCUUAAGGAGGGAUUUUGUAAAUACUUCAGCGCUGUUGCGGUUGUUCACGUUCACCCAGAAUGGAAACAUUUCUUUGAAUCUUAUGGCAGAUUACAGCUCCAUGCAUUUGAUCAUGAUGAAAUACUUUUGAACGAAACCAUUCCCAUAUCACAUUCAAUUGUACAGAGUAAUCCGGAAGAAAUUUUAAGGUACUCUACCAUUUUCUAUAAAAAAGCUGCCUCAGUAAUAGGCAUGAUGUCUGCUAUAUUGGGCAGUGAAGCCUUCUACGAUGGACUGCGAUCGUAUCUAAAAGACAAUGCCUAUGGGAGCACAACGCUGAAUCAGCUUUGGAAUCAUUUGCAAUCAGCCAGCGAUCGUGUGGGUGCAUUGGACAAAGCUUAUAACAUAAGAACUAUCAUGGAGUCAUGGACCCUACAAAGAGGAUACCCUUGCAUCAAGGUUCAGCGUAAUUAUCAAACGAAUGAGGUCACUGUAAGCCAGAACCACUUCGCCAAUGACACAAAAUCGUGCUGGUGGGUGCCCCUUAGUUUUACAACCCAAUCAGAGAGCAACUUUAAUAAUACUCGGCCCCGUUUUUGGCUCAAGUGCAAUGCGAAGGGCAUGGCCAAAGCUGUAACGGUAAACCUCAAAUCAUCAGAAAAUGAAUGGAUUGUCUUUAAUAUCCAAUCAAUGGGGAACUACAGAGUUUAUUAUGAUCCCCGGAAUUUGAAAAUGAUAAGUGAUAGUUUACUUCUCCCGGACCAUGGAGGCAUCCAUGUCUCAAACAGAGUUCAGGGAUUGUAUAUACUUCACUCAAAUGCAACCUAA
Molecule: messenger RNA, 1350 nt
Organism: Scaptodrosophila lebanonensis
Lineage: Eukaryota; Metazoa; Arthropoda; Insecta; Diptera; Drosophilidae
Product: aminopeptidase N-like
Exons: 3
Coding region: 1-1350 (449 amino acids)
Biological process (GO): proteolysis; peptide catabolic process
Cellular component (GO): cytoplasm
Molecular function (GO): metalloaminopeptidase activity; zinc ion binding; peptide binding
Source: RefSeq, a predicted model, not a curated record